AUGACCAGCUCCUCCACUUCGACCCUGCUGGGGGCCGUCGCGCUGGCGACGGUUCUCUUCGUCCUCUCGCGAAUCAGAAGGGGCAGCCCGCCUCGCAAACCGCUCAAGCUCCCAAUCAUCGGCGACCUCCACAGCUCGCCGCGGGAGAGGCCCCUCUUGAACUGGGACGAAUGGGCCAGGACCAACGGGCCGGUGGCCGCGUCGAAGCUGUUCGGCAUCGUCCCGAUGGUGGUCCUCAACACCUCCGCCGCGGCGACGGAGCUCUUCGCGAAGCGCAGCGCGCGCUACAGCAACCGGCCGAGCUCAGUGAGCAUGGAGAUGAUCACCGGGUCCGGCCCGGGCAAGUCCCGGUUCACCUUGAUGCACGACUACGACGCCGACCUGAAGCUGCACCACCGCAUGCUAUCGCCCAGCCUCGGGGCCGUCGCCGCGCCGCGGUACCAGCCCCUCAUGGAGCUCGAGUCGAAGCAGUUCCUGGUCGAUCUGCUGAGCGCCACAGCAGCAGCAUCAGCAGCAGCAGCAGCAUCGCGGGGGGGCAAAGACGACGACGACGACGCGGUCAUGGAGAGCACCGAAAUCCACCGUCUCUUCGAGCGCACGCAGGCCAGCGUCAUCCUGGGGCUGCACUACGGCAUCCGCGUGCCGUCCGUCAGCGACCCCGUCCUUAGCCGCAUCGUCGACGUGCACGAAAAGGUCACCCACGUCGCCGCCAACCCGAGCCUCGUCGACUUCGUCCCGCCCCUGCGCCACCUGCCAGCGUUCCUGUCUCCCUGGCGCCGCGCCGCCGACAGGCUGUUUCGGUCGCAGAGCGAGCUCUACCUCUUCCUGCUGUACCAGGGCAUGAACGCAUCCGGCUGGAACGCCACGAGGCAGGCGCGCGCCGUUGCCGCCAAGCACGCCGGGGACGCGAAAGGGGCCGGCGUGCCGGAGAUGGACCUCGCCUUCACGCUCGCGACCAGCGUCCAGGGCGGCAUGGAGACCGCGCCCAGGCAGAUGAUGUGGCUCCUGGUCGCCGCGCACGCGAACCGGGACUUUCUGACGCGCGCGCACGCCGUCCUGGACAAGUUCGUCGGCAGGAAGAGGCUGCCGCGGUUCGCGGACCGGCCGAGGCUGUCGUACGUCGACGCCAUCGCGUCCGAGGUCAUGCGGUGGCGGCCGGUGGCGCCCGGGAGCAUCCCGCGGCGGGCGGACGGGGAGGACGAGAUCCUCGGCAAGCGCAUCGUCGAGGGGGCGACGCUGUUCGCGAACUCGUGGGCCAUCGGGCGGGACAAGGAGGUCUUUGGGGAGGAGGUGGGCGACCUCGGGGACUUCGUGCCGGAGAGGUGGCUGGACGUGGACGGCGGCAUGCGCACCGAGCUCCCGCUGGCGGUCUUCGGCCACGGCAGGAGGAGCUGCCUGGGCAAGCGGGUGGCGACGGACAACAUCUUCAUGGUGUUUGCCAGCCUGCUGUGGGCGUUUGAGAUCGUGCCCGUGGAGGAGGUCGACACGAUGGCCAUGGACGUGGCGGGCUUCAUGACGGCGCCCUCGGGGUUCAGGUUCGGCAUCAGGCCGCGCGGGCCGUGGGUCGAGGAGGUGAUCCGGAGCAGCUGGAAAGGGGCCGAGACGGACUUGGGCAGGGUCAUGGGGGAGUGGUCAGACAUUGAUACCCGGUAG
Messenger RNA from Colletotrichum higginsianum IMI 349063, 1653 nucleotides. RefSeq names its product Cytochrome P450. Gene Ontology annotation, molecular function: heme binding; iron ion binding; oxidoreductase activity, acting on paired donors, with incorporation or reduction of molecular oxygen. The record is from RefSeq and is a predicted model, not a curated record. The transcript has a single exon. Bases 1 to 1653 code for a protein of 550 amino acids. Lineage: Eukaryota; Fungi; Ascomycota; Sordariomycetes; Glomerellales; Glomerellaceae.